CCCUCUGCAGCCACUGACCCCACAUCCCCUCCCCUUUUCCCUUCCUUCCCCUUAGCACAGAGAGAAAAUACUCCCCGUAAAACGACAACUCCCACCUCCCCCUCUCUUGCCCUCUCAAUAUCUAUAAUAGCCUGUGUGCCACCCCAACCCAUCUUUUUAAUGGCCUCUAUGAACAACUGGUUAGGCUUCUCCUUGUCUCCCCAAGAGCUUCCACCCUCACAGCCUCACCAAUCCCCCACCCUUAUCUCUGGCGACGAGGUCUCCGCUGAUUGCUAUGGUCUCUCCACCGACCCUGCAUCGGCUCCUCCCCUCGGCAUCCCAACCCUCAGGUCAGAUGGCUCUUUUGGCAUCCUGGAAGCCCUCAACCGACCUAACUCUCAUCCCCAAGACUGGAGCAUGAAGAGUUUGGACUUCAAAGGAAGCUCUUCAGAGCUAUCCAUACUGGUGGGAUCGAGCAGCAAUCAGAACAACAUGGAUCAUGACGAGCCAAAGCUCGAAGACUUCCUUGGUGGCAACUCGUUUUCUGACCACGAUCAGAAGCUCCCACCGGGGUGCAGCUCGAUUCCUGGGACCUAUGACAAUUCAGGCGACUACAUGUUCUCCAAUUGCUCCCUCCAGCUCCCUGCAGCAGCAUCAAUGACCUCCAAUGGUGGGAAUAAUGGGGGGCUAAUGAACAGCACUGGCACCGGCAGCAGCAGCAACUCCAUCGGGCUCUCGAUGAUCAAGACUUGGCUGCGCAACCAGCCAGCCCCACUGCAGCAGCCAGAAGGAAACAGCAACAUGGACUCAGCUGGGACUAGCAAUUGCGGUCGUGGCACCUUGGAGGGAGGUGUCGGAGGGCCGAUGGCGAGUUCGCAGAGCUUGUCGCUGUCGAUGAGUACAGGCUCACAAUCCAGCUCUGCGUUGCCACUCAUGGCAGCAGCAGCAAGCGGGGGAGGGGAGAGCUCUUCCUCGGAGAACAAGCAGAAGGGUAGUGGGAGUAGUCUUGAUGCGCAGAGUGGUUCAAUAGAAGCAGUGCCGAGGAAGUCCAUUGAUACCUUCGGGCAAAGGACCUCCAUUUACCGGGGCGUGACGAGACAUAGAUGGACCGGAAGGUAUGAGGCCCAUCUAUGGGAUAACAGUUGCAGAAGAGAAGGUCAAACUCGUAAGGGCAGGCAAGUCUAUUUGGGUGGAUAUGACAAAGAAGAAAAGGCUGCUAGAGCUUAUGAUUUGGCUGCUCUCAAAUACUGGGGUCCUACUACAACAACCAAUUUUCCUAUUAGCAACUACGAAAAAGAGCUGGAAGAGAUGAAGCACAUGACUAGGCAAGAGUAUGUUGCAUCGCUAAGAAGAAAGAGUAGUGGAUUUUCUCGGGGUGCCUCCAUUUAUCGUGGAGUUACAAGACAUCAUCAACAUGGAAGAUGGCAAGCACGGAUAGGAAGGGUGGCAGGGAAUAAGGAUCUCUACUUGGGCACGUUCAGUACCCAAGAGGAAGCAGCAGAGGCCUAUGACAUUGCUGCGAUAAAAUUCCGAGGACUGAAUGCCGUUACUAACUUCGACAUGAGCCGCUACGACGUCAAGAGCAUCCUUGAGAGCAGCACACUUCCGAUAGGUGGGGCUGCGAAGCGCCUCAAGGAUGUGUCUGAGCACGCAGAGGCAAGUGUGGAUGGCCGUCGGACUGACGACGACAACCUCACCUCCCAACUCACCGAUGGGAUCAGCAGCAGCUAUGCCUCCCAUGCUCACCACCACGGCUGGCCCCCCUUCGCCUUCCCGCAGGCGCAGCCCCUCGCCAUGCAUUACCCUUACAGUCAGCAGCGUGGCUGGUGCAAGCAAGAACAAGACAGCGUCAUGGCCACAGCCCAUACCUUGCAGGACCUCCAGCAGCUCCACCUGGGGAACAACACUCACAACUUCUUUCAGCCAUCUGUGAUCCACAACCUCAUCAGCAUGGAUUCCUCUUCGAUGGAACAUAGCACGGGUUCUAACUCGGUGAUCUACAACGGGAGCAUGGGCGGGAGUAGCGGAGGCUAUCAAGGUGUUGUUGGGGGGAGUGGCAGGUACGCUUUGCCUGUAAGCACAAUGGUGGUGGAUCAGGGCCAGGGCAAUCAAGGGAGCAGUAGCUUUGGAGAGAAUGAGGGGAAGGCAAUCGGUUAUGAGAACAUGUUGGGCUCCACUGAUCCUUAUGGUGGUAGGAGUGUUUAUUAUCUCUCGCAGCAGUCAUCGGGUGGGGUUGUGAAGGAUAACGGGUAUGAUCAGAGUGGUGGGUGUAACACUUGGAUGCAACCUUCAGUGCAGGCUGUUGCACCCAGGGCCAACAAUGUGGCUGUUUGCCAUGGAGCUCCUCUUUUCACUGUGUGGAAUGAUGCUUAGGUGUUAGGUAGGGACGGAUGGGUGGUAGGAGUGGUGGACAGAAGGGAUGGUGGUCUUAGAGAAGAAAAAAAAUGAACAAAAGAUAUAGAACUUAGCUCCUAAUUUUGAAUUUUUUUUUUCUUGUACGGGUUUUCCUUCAGGAAGGAACUAAGAAGAGUCACUUAUUUUUAGGUUCACUGAACUCUUCUUCUAACAUAAGGAUUCUUCUGAAGUUUUGGUGAUGGCUUGUGAGGGUUGGUGGAUGUGAUCAUCAUUUCUCAUCUGCUGUCAAUUUUGGGGAACUUCGUUUCGAUGAAUCCUUGCAAAAAGGAGCUUUGCAACUUCAAAUAAUAUUAUGUUUGGUGCAUCAAA
Messenger RNA from Phoenix dactylifera (date palm), 2703 nucleotides. Its product is annotated as AP2-like ethylene-responsive transcription factor BBM2. Gene Ontology annotation, biological process: regulation of DNA-templated transcription. Lineage: Eukaryota; Viridiplantae; Streptophyta; Magnoliopsida; Arecales; Arecaceae. Gene Ontology annotation, molecular function: DNA binding; DNA-binding transcription factor activity. The record is from RefSeq and is a predicted model, not a curated record.